GUAUUAACACAAACUAAAGAGUAUUUAAAACAAUAUGGACGUGGAGAAUGCGAAUUGCAAGAUGAGAGUGUCACAGUGCACUGACAUGGAAGUGCUGCCCAUCGAGAGACCCAUCAAAAUUGACCACGAGAUCACAGGGCUGGAGAAGCUGGUGGAAGAACUGCACGCCAUCUUCUCCCGGGAUCACGUCAACGUCCAGGACGUCCAGAAACUCAUGCUGGGCUACAAGAGCAACCCCAAGGACUGGAAGAAAUAUGCCAAAUUUGACCGCUUUCGUUACACGAGGAACCUAGUAGACGCCGGUAACGGAGCCUUCAACAUCAUGAUCCUAUGUUGGGGGGCAGGGCACGCCUCCCCCAUACACGACCACGCUGACUCACACUGCUUCAUGAAGAUACUGUCAGGGAACCUUGAGGAAGUCAGAUACGAAUGGCCGGAACACGUGCAGCCCGAAGUCCUAAAGAAGCUCAAGAACAAGAGUUGCUGCGACAAAAUGGCGGACCAAGAUGGCUGCCGGUGUGAGGAAGAUGGCGGAUAUGACGCGGGCGACAUGAAAGAGAUAGGGAGAGCCCGGCUAGAGCUGAAUGAUGUGUGUUAUAUCAACGACGCCCUAGGCCUCCACCGUGUAGAGAAUCCCUCGCACGCCGACAGCGCCGUGUCCCUCCACCUGUAUUGCCCCCCCUUCGACAGCUGUCGCGUGUUCGACUCCCGGACUGGGAAACCCACCACCGUCACCACUACCUUCUGGUCUAUUAAUGGGAAGAAAGUGAAAAGGAUUAUGGAGGCCAACGAAUGUGCAGACAGCCAGAACUAAGGCAAAAUGUACCUUGAAUUGGAAUAAAGAAUAAAAUGGGACCAAAAAUGUUGUAA
Cydia fagiglandana is the source of this 870-nucleotide messenger RNA. Its product is annotated as cysteine dioxygenase type 1. The coding region runs from base 35 to 814 and encodes 259 amino acids. The transcript is spliced from 7 exons. Gene Ontology annotation, biological process: L-cysteine catabolic process. Lineage: Eukaryota; Metazoa; Arthropoda; Insecta; Lepidoptera; Tortricidae. Gene Ontology annotation, molecular function: cysteine dioxygenase activity; ferrous iron binding. The record is from RefSeq and is a predicted model, not a curated record.